Messenger RNA from Erinaceus europaeus (western European hedgehog), 1853 nucleotides. RefSeq names its product transmembrane protein 109 (gene TMEM109). Bases 146 to 880 code for a protein of 244 amino acids. Gene Ontology annotation, biological process: cellular response to gamma radiation; intrinsic apoptotic signaling pathway in response to DNA damage by p53 class mediator. The record is from RefSeq and is a predicted model, not a curated record. Lineage: Eukaryota; Metazoa; Chordata; Mammalia; Eulipotyphla; Erinaceidae. The transcript has 4 exons.
CUCCGAGGGAGGUCGUCCGUCGGUACCUCCAGCCUUGCGCAUGCGCAGCCGAGAUAGCAGCGCCCGGGCGUGGAGGCGCGGGUUUGGUGGCACUUUUUAGCAAAGUCGCACGUGAAGGGCAGCGGUGGCCGGAACCUGAUCCACCAUGCCUGGUUCAGACAGCAGCAGAUCGCCGUGGGGCAGGCGCCUUCUCAGAGUUCUCCCCUCAGUCUUCCUGGCCCUGGUCCUCCUACAUGCGGCGUCAGCCCAGUCCCAUCAGGACUUCGGCUCACCUGGCCAGCGGAAGAGGGAGGUCCCCACAGACCGCCUGAGCCAGAUGGGUCGGUCUUUGCGGGAGACCCUGGACGACUGGGUGGGCCCAGAGACUACGCACCUGGUUUCUGAGACCUUGUCUCAGGUGAUGUGGGUCGUCUCCUCCGCCAUCUCUGUGGCCUUCUUUGCCCUGUCAGGGAUCUCUGCUCAGCUGCUGAACGCCAUGGGGCUGGAUGGGGAGCUCCUCACCGAGGGCCUGAAGCUCAGCCCCAGCCAGGUGCAGACUUUCCUGCUGUGGGGCGCCAUGGCCCUGCUGGCCUAUUGGCUCCUGUCGCUGCUGCUUGGCCUGCUCUUGGCCCUGCUGGGCCGAAUCCUGUGGGGCCUGAAGCUCGUCCUCUUCCUGGCCGGCUUCGUGGCCCUGGUGCGCUCCGUGCCCGACCCCUCCACCCGGGCCUUGCUCCUCCUGGCCCUGCUGACACUGUACGCCCUGCUCAGCCGGCUCACGGGCAGCCGGGCCUCUGGGGCCCAGCUGGAGACCAAGGUGCGGGGCCUGGAGCGCCAGGUGGAAGAGCUGCGCUGGCGGCAGAGACGGGCGGCCAAGGGGCCCCGCAGCGUGGAGGAGGAGUGAUGGGGUGCCCGCCGCACCGCUGCCAUAGGUCGUACCAAAGAGCUGAGCUGCUUCUGGGUGGCUCAGCCUCCUCCCCGCCCGGCCCCUGCCCUGCCACCUGCCUCCCCAAAGCUUCAGUACCUUUGUGUCUCUCUAUACCCCAGGCUGAGACAGAAGACCAGCUCUGUGGGGGGCCCUGUCUUCUGAGGAACUCUUAACCCCCUCUCUGUACCCCGGCCUGUCUGGGCCUCUCUCAGCACUGCCCUAGGCCUCCACCCCCAGCCUUUACCAGAUACCUUGCCUUCCCCCAAUGCCUCUGGUCUCCCCCCUUGCCAGGCCCCCAGCCCCUGUCCUCCCUUCCAGCCUGGCAUUGCAGCCAGCCCACAGUGCCAGGUGUGCUGCUGUCCUCCAGCCUCUGGGAGGAGGCAGGGCCCAUGUCACUGAGGGCAGGGUUGUGUGUGGAGUCUGUUACAAGUGCCUUAAUCCCAGCCAUCGGUUUCAGCCUUCUCGCCCAGCGACUGUGUGUGGCGCUUUGUGUCAAGUGGACCCAGGAUCCCUUCCUGCUAAACACACGCGCACACACACACACACACACACAUUCUCUCUUUCUCUCAGUCCCUCCUUCAGCCAGAGCAGGGCCCCCAGCUGCCCUGUGAGAUUUCCCCACAGAGCCAGGAAGAAGGGAAAAUGCACAGCUCUUGGGGGGUCUACACCCCCCCCCCACUGCCAUCAGGGAGUAAGCUGUCAGCAGGCCACUCUUGUGUUCCAGGGGGAGCCCCAAGUUGACUCCCUCUCCACCUACUCUGUGGAGGCCACUCCAUCUCCCUUUGAGGUGGGUGUCCUCCAGCCCGGCCCCCACCUCGUGAUGUGAAGAAUAAAACAAAUGCCCAGCUCUUCCUGUUCAGGUCUGGUGUGGAAUCAGCUGCCGUGAGCUUUAUUUUUAUCAAUGCUCGGUUUGGUUUUAAAUAAAGUGCACACUAUUUUAUUAACUCCA